Messenger RNA from Mytilus trossulus (common blue mussel), 482 nucleotides. Its product is annotated as integrin beta-like protein 1. Lineage: Eukaryota; Metazoa; Mollusca; Bivalvia; Mytilida; Mytilidae. The coding region runs from base 1 to 432 and encodes 143 amino acids. The transcript is spliced from 7 exons. The record is from RefSeq and is a predicted model, not a curated record.
AUGUUACUACCCGUUACUGCCAUGACCAAUACAACCGGAUAUUGUAACUUACAAGAUAACUUGUGUUACUGUAGACCCGUUACUGCCAAACGUGCUGCUUGCCAUAACGGACAUCAGUGCGCAUGUCCCGAUGGACAAAAUGGUGUAUGUAAUGCACAGGGACACUGUGAAUGCGGAGACCAUCCAGUAGGAAAACGAGCCGAUUGUCAUAACGGGCAUCAGUGCUCCUGUCCCGAUGGACAAAAUGGUGUCUGCAAUUCCCAUGGACACUGUGACUGCGGUGACCAUACAGUCGGAAAGAGAGCUGUCCAUGUUGGUUCUCACUGUGGUCAGAAGUCUGAUUGCGCAGGUCUAGACUGUGCUGGUAAAGAUUAUGAUUGUAUAAACAUGAAAUGCGCAUGUCAUGAGAAUGGCCAUGCCGGUGGUCGUUAAACAGUGCAGCGUCAUCACAACACUGUUGAAUAAAGAUUGUGUAAAACAUG